This is a messenger RNA of Melanaphis sacchari, 3335 nucleotides long. Its product is annotated as regulator of G-protein signaling 11. NCBI's taxonomy places the organism in Eukaryota, Metazoa, Arthropoda, Insecta, Hemiptera, Aphididae. The record is from RefSeq and is a predicted model, not a curated record. The transcript is spliced from 16 exons. Gene Ontology annotation, biological process: regulation of G protein-coupled receptor signaling pathway; intracellular signal transduction; G protein-coupled receptor signaling pathway. Bases 815 to 3235 code for a protein of 806 amino acids.
AGCAGCUAGCUCAGUCGCCGAGCGAACGAUGGCCGAGUGAGCGCGCCUAACGCGGCCCCCAAAAACGUUCGUAGAAACGCAUACUAUACCAGCGCGAGCGUCUGUCCGUCUGUUCCGUCCGUCCGUCCGGCUGGCCGGUUGCCUUGUCGCGCCCUCCCCCAGCCGUCGCGCGAGAGUGUGUGAACCACCUCCGCCCAUGGUGUUGUACCGCCGUCGUCGCCGCCGCCGCCGCCGUCGUCACACUCAGGUCGCAUUCGUUAAUUGAUUUUUUUUUUCUUUUCCCUCGUUCGCUUUCGGCGCGCACACCGCCGCCGAUCAAAAAAAAAAAUAAAAAUAAAAACAAAAACAAAGACCUUCGGACCCCGAGCCACGUGAUAUACGGUUUACGUACGCCGCCACCGAAGUGGUCGUACACACAUAAUAUAUACCACGUCCGCGGUAACGGUACACGCGCGCGUUACCGACCGUUACCGUUCGCCGGGAGACGCGCGCCCGAGAUGACCAUCACCGCCGCCGGAUGAGCGGCAUCGCGGGCGGCAGACGCGUUCAAUCGUAACGCCAAACGUCGGGCGCUACGGCCACUGACCGGCGAGCGCGACAUCGUUGUACAUAGUCGAUCGCAGCGAGACACAGCCCUGGAUUCCAAUUUGCAUGGCUUAAGUUUUAAGUGGCCUCGGAAAAUGUUGAGGAAUUGUUUUUUCGAUCAAAUGAACGGGUAACGAGUGUCCAAAACAAUGAGGGGGCGGGGCCAGAGACCGAUGGAGCCAGGGUAAGUGACGUAUUUACACGACCCAGCCCCCCCGCCCCCAACAACAUGGAUAAAUCGGAUCGCAGACGCAGGCCUUUUGCCUUUGACAAGAUGGAGGGGCUGGUCAGAGAAAUGAAAGACGAAGAGACUGGGGUGCGUGUAAAAAGUCAAAAGUUAUUUCUCACUUCGAUCCCUUCUGCUUUUGCCGGUUAUAACAUAAUUGAAUGGCUAAUGGACCGUUUAACUGUCGACGAAACUGAAGCGGUCCAUAUAGCCAAUAUGUUAUGUCAAUACGGAUACUUCUUUCCAGUAAACGACUCAAAAACUCUUACUCUAAAAGAUGACAGUUCUCUGUACAGAUUCCAAAUUCCUUAUUAUUGGCCAUGUUCACAAAAGAAUCCUGAUAACGUAGAAUAUGCGAUAUACCUAUCAAAGAGACUGCUGAGAAACAAACAACGACAUGCCCUGGAAGACUAUGAAAUGGACUCAUUGAACAGUCUGAAAAAAAAUCUACAAAACAAAUGGGAAUUUAUCACAAUGCAAGCUGAAGAACAAGUGCGGUUGAGUAAAGAUAGGAAAAAAGGGGAAAAAAUAGUGACUGAUAGUCAAGAAAGGGCAUUUUGGAGAGUACAUCGACCUCCUCCAGGAUGUGUUAGUGUUAUGGAACAAAUACCGAUAAAGAUUGGUGGCAGUUUUUCAACCAAAAAAAAAAGAAGUUCUGAAGAUCUCCGGAGAGAAGUCGAAUUGUUAAGAAAUUGUAUAGGGAGGACAAGAGUUAAAACGUCAGUAGCUUUAGAUGGUCUAGUUUCAUUCGGCGAGACGUAUCAUGAAUACGAUCCAUUACUCACAGGUGCUCAGCCAUCGAACCCUUGGGUGACGGAUGACCCGACAUUCUGGACGUUCAAUUGUCCAAUGGUGGAAGCUAUAACUGAAAAGCGCAUAAAACGUUGGGCUCUAUCAAUGGAAGAUUUAGUGUCCGAUGCAACAGGUCUCUACGAGUUUACAAAUUACCUCCGGAAGGAAUAUAGCCACGAAAACAUUAGAUUUUGGUUAGCAGUCAACGAUUUGAAACGAAGUUGUCAGUCACAAAUCCUGCAGAAAGUCAAAGAAAUAUAUGAUGAAUUUCUAGCACCCGGUGCUCCAUGUGAAAUCAAUAUAGACGGCAAAACGAUGGAAAGAACGCAUAAAGAAAUGAAAAACCCGUCGAGAUUUACGUUCGAUGGUGCUGCAGAACACGUGUAUACGUUACUCUUGAAAAAAGACUGUUAUCCUAGAUUCAUAAGGUCGGAGCAUUACAAAAACCUGCUCGCUAAUGGAGUCCAGCCUUCGGCCAGACGAAGAUUUUUCGGGCUAGUCGGCGGCGCUGCCAACAAAAAGGUUGAUUGCAAAGAACGCAUAAGAAGUACUGCAGGAUGUUCGAACACACAGGGUACGUCAUCGUCGUCUGUUUUACAAGCGAAUCACUCAUCGUCGUGUAGUAGCGCAAAGCGAAGGGGCAGCGACAGAAGCCUAACUAGCUCACCACACGAGCUUCCAAUAAAUUCUAUUAAGGUCUCGCAAUCCCAUAGUCAAUCUAAUCUCAGUGACAUACCCUAUAGGGGAGAUUUACCUUGCACACCUUCCUCUCCAAGUUCCAACCAAGAUAACCUUAGCAGCGGGGGUGCGGACGAGUGCGGCGAACCGCAGCUACCCACAAUGAUGGCGGACGACGUGUGCCCGUGGGACAUAGCCGACGGUGGAGGCGACAAGAGCAAACGGUCGCUGCCCACGUCCAUAGCCGAAGAGCGCGAGCGCCGGAUGUCCACGUCGUCUUCGCGGAAAAACUCGGGCAGCGCGGCGUACGAUUCGGCGGCGAGCGCGGACGAGAGCCAAUCCGAUUCGAUGGCCAGCCGUCUGCGGCGGAGUUGCGGUCUGGGCGGCGGCGGCGGCGUGGACAGGCGACGCGGUUCGUCGGCCGCGUGCACGCCACAGCAGACGGUCGACCGGCCGUCGGUGUCGUCGGCCGAGGACUUUGACAUCGGACCGUCGCCCGAGAGCAGGUCGCCCGAAAAGCACGUGCCGACGUCGCCGCACGAACCGGCCGGGACCGGGACGACGUCGCUGGACGACAAGUCGAACCGGAAGAAGCUACUGAAAUCGCUGUCGUUGGCGAGGAAGCAGAGCGUCACUCCCGUCAUUAACGUCAGCUCGGUGGACAGGGACAACGGGUGCGAUCGGACAGCCGCGGACGUCGCCGACGAAACGGCGGCCAUCGCGGUCCCGGCGGCCGAGUGCGUCACCUCCGCCUCCGGUACAGCGUCUGGUGGCGGAGGCGGUCGUACGCCGGAACCCGUAGCGUGCUGCAGCGGAGCGGAAGUAGCCACGACGACUGCAACUGCAGCCGCGUCCAUCAGCGACGGUAACGACGUGUGUCCGUGGGAAGACGAACACAACCAAGAUAAAGGCGGCCGAUUUUUAAAGGUAUACGAGACCUACGGUUUUCUCUGAAUAACGUCAGCGCACAUUCCAAAUUCUAUUAUACGUUGUGUAAAUAUACGCAUACAUUAUACUAUACUUCUCGUAUAUUAUAUACAUAUAAAGUAUAAAU